This is a messenger RNA of Patiria miniata (bat star), 2338 nucleotides long. RefSeq lists its product as uncharacterized. The transcript is spliced from 2 exons. Gene Ontology annotation, molecular function: nucleic acid binding. The record is from RefSeq and is a predicted model, not a curated record. Bases 22 to 1191 code for a protein of 389 amino acids. NCBI's taxonomy places the organism in Eukaryota, Metazoa, Echinodermata, Asteroidea, Valvatida, Asterinidae.
CUGAGUCAUUACUCGGCAAGUAUGGCGCAGGAGUGCGAGCGUUUCAUUCGAUGCUACUUCCAUCUUGGUUUAACUUACGAGGAAAUUCUGAACAUCCUCCUAUUUAAUCACAAUAUAUUAAUAAGUAAGCGAACACUGAGUCGAAAAUUGAGAAACCUGGGUCUGUUUCGUCGAAAAUAUCACACAGACGUGAUAGAUAUUGCCUGCUUUCUGCAACAAGAGCUGCAACAGUCUGGAAACCUACACGGCUACCGAUGGAUGCAUCUAAAGUGCAUCCAAAAUGGCAUCAACACAGAUAAAGAAACGGUCCGCCUGUUGCUUGGAAUUUUGGAUCCAGAUGGAGUCGAAAUAAGGGCAAGAAAAAAGUUGCAAAGACGGCUGUAUCAAGUUCGAGGACCAAAUUAUAUGUGGCAUGUUGACUCGUAUGAUAAACUGAAACCUUACGGGAUCUGCAUUAAUGGAUGUAUUGAUGGUUUCUCUAGGCGUGUUUUGUGGCUUGACGCAUAUACAACAAGUAGUGACCCUGCUGUCAUUGCGGGAUAUUACAUGAACACGGUUCGUUCUCAGAUGGGAUGCCCAAGAAUCAUUAGAGCUGAUCAUGGAACAGAAAACACACACAUCCGACAGAUGCAGCAGUUUCUUCGAAGGAGUCAGGAUGACGCAUUUGCUAAAGACAAGAGUUUCAUGCAAGGAACCAGUCAAAAUAAUCAAAGAAUUGAGUGUUGGUGGGGCAUGCUUAGAAAACACUUCACUCAGUUUUGGAUGGACCUCUUCGCCCAAAUAAAAGAAGAAGGCCACUUCAGUGGGGAUCAUCUGGAUAAGUCACUGCUGCAGUUUUGCUUUUUGAAUAUGAUCCAGGGCGAACUAGACACUGUUGUAAAGGAAUGGAACGCCCAUCGCAUCGCUCCCUCCAGAAACCGCCAUGGCCCAUUUGGUCGCCCUCUUGUAAUGCAUACCAUGCCACAGCUUUAUGGAGCAGAGAACUUCCUGGUAGAGGUGCAACAAGAUGAAAUUGAUGUAUGCAGCAGUGAGUGCAUCUUUAAAGGCCGAUACCCAUGCGACAAAGAUGUGUUCGACCUUUGUUCAAUCAUGAUGGAAGAACGACUGAUGUCUGUGCCAAGUACAGUGGAAGAAGGAAUAAACUUGUACAAUAGUCUCAGAAGGAUGAUUCUAGAUGAGAUAGACCUGUAGGCCACCUAUGUGUCCCAAAACUGUGUCUUCCAGUAAUUAUAUAACAAUUAAUCCCUGGUUGCCUUGAAAUCUGUAACUUAUGUUUUCCUGCAGCAAACAUGAUUUAAUUAAGAGACAUGUGAUUUCAAUUCUUCACUUUCGGUUUGUCCUCUUCUACAGCACAAACUUCGUGGGAAAGUAGGGUAUAGGGUCCAACUUCAAGGGUGAACAGAUAAAUAAACUAAAAAAACCCAGAGAGAUACCGAGAUGUACUCAAGAUAACGCUCUUUAUUGUUAACAUGCAACACUUUGAAACAUUAGGAGGUAUAACUGGAAAAUUUAACACAAUUCUCAGGAUUUUGAUCAACAUACAUGUAAUUUGACAUGCAGAUAAAAAAUAAUUUUUAAUCAUAAUACAUGGGCCAUUAAACUAAAAAUGUGAGCAAUCUUACUUUCAAAGUCCGUUUCAUUUCGUACUAAAUCAACAAGGGUCAUUUUUAAAGUGUACCAGCUAUGAGGUUGUCCAACAAAUUGGCAGCUGUUAUUAAUAAGAACUAUGAUUUUAAUCUUGUUGUAUUUAAGUGUUUCAUUUUUUAUGCAUAAUAUUUGUCAACAGUUAUAAUAAUCCAAUUCAAGCUCAAUUUUAUGAAAGUUUUUUUUUGGCAAUUUUCCUUUUAAUCCUUAAAAAUUGAGUAAACAUCUUGGAGAUUAUCUAAUUAUAUUUCUGCAUUUUGUUUAUGAUGGAGAAAUAAACGAGAUUUGAACACAUCAUUGUACAUCAUUUGCACAUUACUGCACCAAUUAUGAAUCAUGAUUUGUAUACAAAAGUCUUGGAGAAUUUAAUUACACUGCCCUUUUGUGAAUCUCCUAUAAAAGAUGGUUUAAACUUAUGCAACCUGAUUGUAAUGAAUGGUACUUCAAAAAGUUUGGCAUUAAAUUAUACCACACCAUUUACGUUACAAAGUCAUAAAUUGGGCUGAAAGGUCUCUUGUAAAACCAACAUUGUCUAUGUAAGAUAUGGAGCUUAUUGUAAUUUUAGAUUGAAAUGCAAACCUUUAAUAUUGCCUAUUUUUUUACAAACAAGUUUGUUCGAUGACAAAAACAUAAAUAGGCACACCCUUGGUUGAGCUAAUGUGAUGAUUAAAAGUGUGAUUUACAAAAAAACACA